Pocillopora damicornis (cauliflower coral) is the source of this 1230-nucleotide messenger RNA. RefSeq names its product short-chain dehydrogenase/reductase family 9C member 7. Gene Ontology annotation, cellular component: intracellular membrane-bounded organelle. Gene Ontology annotation, biological process: steroid metabolic process. The record is from RefSeq and is a predicted model, not a curated record. Gene Ontology annotation, molecular function: oxidoreductase activity. NCBI's taxonomy places the organism in Eukaryota, Metazoa, Cnidaria, Anthozoa, Scleractinia, Pocilloporidae.
ACCUCGCAAGUUUUGUUACCUUUCUUCCUUCAUGGCUUAUUGUGAUUAUUAUUGGAAUAGUAACUUUCUAUUCUGUAACCUAUCUGUUGCCGAAGUCGAGGAUUGAUUUAACUGGGAAAUGUGUCUUGAUUACUGGUUGUGAUCAGGGCUUCGGUCGUGAAACAGCUAUUCGACUGGACAAGAUGGGAGCUUGCGUGAUUGCAACUUGUUUAACGAAAGAAGGAGAACAGAGUUUGAGACCAGUUACGAGCGAGAGAUUGAAAACUUUCCAGAUGGAUGUAACAAGCUCUGAGCAGAUUAGAGAUGUGUACCGCGAAGUCAAGAAAGAAAUUUCUACUGCUGGAUUGUGGGGACUGGUAAACAAUGCAGGAAUUCUAUCUCUCUGUCCCAUUGAGUGGACACCCAUGGAAGUCUUCAAACGCUCAGCAGAUGUUAACCUGUGGGGUAUGAUUGAUGUUACUAAGACCUUUUUGCCUCUGGUAAAGAAGACUUCUGGACGAGUGGUAAACUUAUCAAGCAUGGCAGGACUUAUUUCUUGCAAUUUUUAUGGCUCAUAUUCUGUAAGCAAAUAUGGUGUGGAGGCAUUUUCAGAUGCUCUGAGGCGUGAAAUGCUUCCUUGGGGAAUCAAAGUCUGCAUUUUAGAGCCAGGAUCGUUUUCGACCAACAUUUGUGCCCCAGAUAUGUUUGAGCAGCAGUUGAGGGAGGGGUGGAACAAACUGACUGAUGAACUAAAGGAUGAAUAUGGAGAGGAAUACCUUGACAGAAGUAUUGAAAUUAUGAGAGAUGGAAUAUAUCGUACGUCAAACAUUAGCCAAGUUGUUGACACAAUAGUGGAAGCCCUAACAUCAAGUUCGCCAUCUGACCGUUAUUUGGUUGGAAUAGAUGCAAAGUUUCUUCUUAUAUGGUUAGCACGGCUGCCAGCAUCUAUUGCUGACUUCAUUCUCCAUCUAGCUUUUAAUCCGCCUAAACAGAGAGCUGCAUUAUCUUAGAAAAAGCAAGAAGAGAUCCACAAGCAUCAAUCACGAGUCAUUAUUUGAAUGACCACUGCUUAAUUGGAUGGUAAUUUUUCUACAUGUAAACUGUGUUUUAAUUCAGUGAAAGGAAAAUAUAGCCAUGCUACAAAAAAUGGUCAAGUUAAACUAAAACUUAUGACAAGACAACUUUGUUGCCUUUUCCCAAACAAGGUAUUAAUUCAGCUGUAAGCAGACCACAAUAAAGGAGCAAUCAAGA